GAAUUUUGGGUUACAUAACACAACACACUCCCUUUUUCUCUCUUCAUCUCUCUCUCUCUGUAUGUGGCAGCAAUAUUGCGUUUUUGGCAUCCUCUCAUCAGAAUCUCAUUUUCCGAGGUCCAAUUAUACUUAUCCUUGCUUUAGGUUAUUUUUGAAGAGGACCUUGAGCAGGCCAAUCCAUGUCUUCCAUUAAAGGUUCUGCAGAAGGGCUUAAGAGUGACGGGGUUCAGGGUCAAGGGUCGGAGGUUCUCAGCAGGCACAAUUUUGAAACAGUGUUGGCUCAGAGAAAUUUCAAAAGCAAUGAUGCACUCAAUCAUGUGCAGGACCUUGACAUUAUGGAACUUCGUGCCCGAGCUAGGGCUCAGGAGGAGGAGAUCCUCUCCCUUAGGGAACAAGUUGCUGUUGCCUGUAUGAAGGAGCUGCAGCUGUUGAAUGAGAAAUGCAAACUAGAGAGGCAAUUCUCUGAACUAAGAAUGGCAGUCGAUGACAAGCAAAAUGAAGCCAUCACAGCUGCAUCUAAUGAGUUGGCCAAAAGAAAAAGCGAUCUUGAAGAAAAUUUAAAACUUUCACAUGAUUUAAAAGCUGUGGAGGAUGAGAGAUAUGUCUUCAUGUCGUCCAUGCUGGGGUUGCUGGCAGAAUAUGGUCUAUGGCCUCGUGUUACGAAUGCUGCUGCAAUAUCUAACAGCAUCAGGAAUUUACAUGAUCAAUUACAAUGGAGGAUUCGGAGUUCACAUGAUAGAAUUGGGGAGUUAAAUUCAGUGAUUGAAAACCAUGCUGAUAAUAGCAAUCCUGUUGUGGAAAGUCCAUUUGCUGGAAACCUGACCAGUCAUAUUCAUCAUAAAGUCAUGCGUAACAACACCCAGCGAAAUUCUUUUGGGAAUGAACAAAGUGCUCAACCAGUUGGCAAAGUGCCGGGAUAUAUGCAACCAGUUCCUAAUGGUGAUGCAAACUUGCCUUUAAAUAGGUUCAACUAUCAGGAGAAUCCCAUGGUUUCUAGGGAGGUAUCUCCUUUUCCAUAUACUUCACCUCCAAUGGAUAGAAUCGGAGAAAGAUCCCGAGAAGUUGCACUUAUCAAUGGCAAGUUUUCUCAACCUACACCUGACCAUGAAGAAACUGCUUCCUCUGUUUCUGAAGAUGGUCCUGGAAUUGAGAAUUUUCAAAUUAUUGGCGAUGCUGUACCUGGAGAAAAACUUCUUGGAUGUGGAUAUCCAGUCCGUGGAACUACUCUUUGUAUGUUUCAGUGGGUUAGGCAUCUCCAGGAUGGCACUAGGCAUUACAUUGAAGGAGCCACUAAUCCAGAAUAUAUAGUUACAGCUGAUGAUGUUGAUAAACUGAUAGCUGUUGAGUGCAUUCCAAUGGAUGAUAGAGGCCGCCAGGGGGAACUAGUGAAGCUUUUUGCUAAUGAUCAGAGCAAAAUCAGAUGUGGUAAGCUUAGUUGGCUUGCUUUGCAACCAACCUCUCCUCCUCCUCCCCUCCCCCCUAAAGGAGAAGCAUCGUUCAUUGUUUCUCUUUUGAUGGAAUCUUCUGAAAAUUUCGAACCAGCAACCUUGUUCUUAAGACGAUCAGGAUACCAAAUUAUAAUUAAUGAUACUGAAGCUAUGGUUGUUUCUGAGAAAUUCUCAAAGGAUUUAUCGAUUAAAGUUCCGCAUGGUCACACAAAAGAGUUUGUGUUAACAUGCGCAAAUGGAUCUUCUCAUAUUCUAAGCACUUACAACGUCCGAAUGCGCGACACAAUUGUAUUAACCAUGCGAUUCUACCAGAGUAAGGCGUUGGAUGAAAAGAGGAAAGGAAGAGUGUGACCUGUGAUUACUCCGGCCAAUCUUGCACUUUUGUGUAAGAUAAUACAAAAUAUCAAACAAGUAAAGAAAACUUUACAGUCUCAUUUAAUUAUUGAUUUAUUAUGAAUAUAUGGUAUUCAAAAUUUUCCCCUUCUUUAUUAUUAGCCUGUUGUAAAAGCACCAAUAGUGUAUUGAAACCAUAUUUGUAACCUGUAAUUGUAGAAAUAAAAUGUGUACCUAUCUGAAAAUGUUAGGUUACAUCUUUUUUGUGUUUACAGUGUAUGUGUAAUAAAA
Molecule: messenger RNA, 2072 nt
Organism: Arachis duranensis
Lineage: Eukaryota; Viridiplantae; Streptophyta; Magnoliopsida; Fabales; Fabaceae
Exons: 21
Coding region: 180-1799 (539 amino acids)
Cellular component (GO): plasma membrane
Source: RefSeq, a predicted model, not a curated record